Messenger RNA from Gracilinanus agilis (Agile Gracile Mouse Opossum), 1716 nucleotides. RefSeq names its product leucine rich repeat containing 63 (gene LRRC63). Gene Ontology annotation, molecular function: protein binding. The transcript is spliced from 9 exons. The record is from RefSeq and is a predicted model, not a curated record. NCBI's taxonomy places the organism in Eukaryota, Metazoa, Chordata, Mammalia, Didelphimorphia, Didelphidae. Bases 1 to 1716 code for a protein of 571 amino acids.
AUGCUUACACAGUCAAAACUCCUUCGAAGACCUUUGCCUCCAAUGCUCCGCCCUAAAGUGAUUUGUCCUAAACCACCAAACCCAAAGAAAGAAAAAACUGAAUUAGCUAUUACCAAUGAAGAUUUCAAGCAACAAGAUCUUCCUAAAAUAUCUUUUAGUAAAAUUAUUCCAACAGAAAUGGAGAAGAAAAUUAUUCCUAGAAUAUUUUUUAAGAGGAGAAGGCAAUCCAAACUCCAUGUCAAAAACCUCCUUUUUAAAUGGAAGAUAAAAGGAGAUUUAGAUACCACAUCAAAGAAACAAGCACAUAUUUAUCUGCUCUUUACAAAAGCUAAAGGUAGUCGUGGCAGUCCUAUCUAUAUGCCAACUUGCAGUUGGGGAAAGGAAGAAAGUAUUUCAGAAAAGUCAUGUAAAAUAAAAACCUUAUUGUUGGACAAUAUUUCAGAAAGUUCAAAAACUGUAUCUUCUAGGUCCGUAACACCUCUAAGUUCCCGAUCAGGACCCUUAUCCAGCUACAGAAAAACUAAUAAAGAAGGCUUAACUACACCAGACUCAUCAUAUGUACCUUUUCCAUCGCCCUUAAUGAUUAUGCCAGAAGAUAAAAAGGAAGCUAAAAAACCUAUGUGGAUUUCUAAAGUGCGACCUUCUAAUGAAAUAAUAAACAACCAACUUUUUUCAUUUGAUAAGCUACCAGCAUCAAAAGAAAAAACGUCUACUACAACAGAUAAGAUAGCAAGUUUAAAAACAAAAAAGUUAAAAAAAAGACCUGAAUCUAAAGUAGCAGCACUAUCGGAGACAUCAGAUUUAGCUCCAGACUUUCUCUCCAAAUUUGAAGAAGAAUGUGAUGAAGAACCACUCGCUAUAUAUGGGGAAGGUUACUUUAGUAGAGAUGCAAUAGAUAUAAACAAUCCAAAGCUAAACCUUGCUAGAAUAGCUGUUUUAAGAUGUCAUCAAUAUGAAAGAAAUGCACUUAAUUUUAAGGGUUUCUUUAUUGACGAAUGCCCCAAAUUAAACAUUUUGGCUCAUUUAUUGGUAUAUAUUAACUUGUCCUUCAACAAUUUUACUGAAUUUCCUCGCGAGGUGUUAAUUGUAGAACAUUUACAAGUCCUUAUAAUGAGAAAUAAUCCCAUCAAAGAAAUCUGUCCUGAUAUUAAAGAAUUACAUCACCUUAAAAUAUUCAUCAUUUCCUUCAAUUUGCUAACUUCUCUUCCAAAUGAGUUGUUUUUGUUGUAUGAACUUGAGUUCCUGGAUGUUUCCUACAAUGAAAUUACUUUUAUUCCAAAUGAAAUCGAGUCUCUCAGCGCUCUUAACACUUUGAAUGUUGAUGGGAAUGAACUGUAUUAUUUGCCACCUGGAAUUUUGAAACUUCAACUGGAGACCUUCAUUGUAGAGAAUAACUUCAUACACCCUGUGUUGUGGAAAGAGAGUUGUAAAAAUGAUGUUCAAACCCUCACUGAUAUGGCUCUCCUGACCUUUUCCUUCCACCAACUGGAGAAGGUUUAUAAGGAGCUCCCACCUGGAAUUACGGAACAACUUGUCAGCUCUAAAGUUUGUGAAUGCUGCAAGGGUCCCAUGUAUGGCAAAGGACUUCGUGUCAUUCAACCUGUUGAUAUUUUUAAUGUUCCACUUGUUCCCAUCUUGUAUUGUGUCUGCUCUGUAAAAUGCUAUAAUUCUAUAAAGCAUAGUUCAAGUACCACAGAUCCUAAUGCGUCAGAAUAA